GUUAUUUUCAAUACAAAAAAAAUAAUUUUCAAAAGAACAAGAACGCAAGAAGCGACUCCAAUUUAAAUUAGAAGAAAAAAUGACGGAUCAAAAUAACGGCGCUGGGGAUCAAUGGGAUCAGCUAAGCAGUUAUUGCUCGUCUGGCGAGGAAGAUGAAAACGUAAAGGAGCAGUUACCACAAACUCCGGAAAUACCCCGGCCGACAUACACGGACGAAGAGUUGAUCAAACUGGUCGAUUAUAUGCAACGCAUGUGCAUGCUUUUCGCUUUGGAUCAUCGAGAUUGGAGGGAAGAGACAUUGGAUGUUUUGAGACGUUGGCUGUUGGAGGUCAAUGAGGUGCUGGUGACGCUCUUCUACGAUGGCAAUAAGUUGACUGCCUGUCUGGGCUUUCCCCUUACGCCUGUCUCAGAUCUAAGCUAUUUCAGUCGUACACCAAAUCACAUUUUCUCUGUGGAAGGAUUCCAUGAUGAAGUCAACUUUGGCACUGUCCACGAAGAUGUUGAUGGCUGUUUGCUAAGGGUCCUGCAAUUGGUCUAUGCCCCGGUCUUUCGCAACUAUUCGGACUGGAAUGAAAAUGUGAAAUCACGAUUCGCCCAAGCUAUGGACAAGUUAUUGGGUUACCUCACCAAUCUCAAUUCGAAAAUGGCCGGACUGACAAUUCUGUAUGUGCCAUAUGUGGUGCAGCAGAUGGCCCGGGAGAAUGUGGCUCACGACAGAGAAUUUGUGAAGAAUAUGGAAUCGAUUGUGGUUUUUUGGACAACCCAGAUACGUUCGUUAUUGUCGGACAAGGUGCUGGUGGUGCCGCACGAUCUAGUAGUUCCCGAGGAGGAAUAUGAAUUUUGGCUUUACCGAUACGAAGUGUUACAUGGCAUCAACACGCAAUUGGAUCAAUUGGAUGUCCAGAAUAUCAUUAACGUACUGCGCACUUCCCACUCCGUCUAUAUCAAGCAAAUCGAUGAACUCAUAGCGGAGUGUCGUUUGGAAAUGACGGAGGCCAAGUCCAACAUCAAAUAUCUGCAUUUGCUGAUCGAGCCCUGCUCACGCAUUGACAAGUGUGACAGUCCUGCAACGGUGCCUGGCGUUUUGCCACGUAUUGUGAACUUUAUUCGCUACAUUUGGCUCAACUCUCCCUUCUAUAAUCGCAAGGACCUGAUAACGAAUCUCUUCCGCGAUGUUAGCAAUCAAAUUAUCCGCUUCUGUGUAUCGAAGACGGAUGUGGACAAAAUACUGCAGGGCAAUUCCCGAUUUGGCAUUCGGAUGUGCAACAUGUCCGUGGACUGCUGUUUGUCGUACAAACUGAUAUACGAACGCAUGUCCAAGGACUUGGCUCAGAAACAACCUAACGCCGGAUGGGAUCUGGACAAUGCGAUGAUUUUCAACCAUGUCGAUGCCUUCAUAGAGCGACUGCAUGAUUUAAUCGAUAUUUGUGAGUCAAUGAUUGUCUUUGCCCGUUUGGAUGAGAGCGACGAGAUACCCAAACCCCGUUUUGGGGGAACAAAUGGUGGAGAGUUUGAACAGACCGCGGAGAGAAUGGAAACUGAGUUUCGUCAGACCUUGGAGCUGCUGAAAAGCGAUUCGAAAGAUUUGAUUCUUAACGUCCACAAGAAUAUUUGGUACGAGGAAGUGCUAAAAUAUCGCAAAACAGUCCAGAGCCUAGAGGAGACCGUGCAACGUCUGAUGGCGAGUGCAUUCCAAAGAGUUUGCAACAUUGAGGAGGCCCUGGAGGUAUUACAUGCAGUACUCUUUUACUCCUACAGGAGUUCCAUUCGUAAAACCUAUCUCGGCAUGGUCAGCGAAGUUUGGACAAUGUUUGUCAAGGAAAUGGAGAGCACCGUUCGGGCUCUAAUGGAUCGGGUUAAGCUUCAUGAAUCUUGGCUUAAUUACUACGCCUCGAGAGCGGUGAGUUAUCGCAUAAAUAUGGAACGUUUGCAGUGGUUAAGGGAUCGUCUCAAGAAUUCCGAGUGGUUACCAGCGGUUCCUGAAGCAGCUUCCACUUUGGCAAAAUUCGACAACUUGAAGAGGGAUUUCGAAAAAGAAAUGAAAAAGUCAUUUGAAGAAUGGGUCCGAAGCUGUGGCAGUGGCAAUCUGCUGAGCCGUUUGGAUCGUACCCUGCUUGUGCGCAGUAAAGCCAAGAAGGGACUCUUGGAGUGCAAUAUGGAUCGUUCCGUGUUGAGUAUUUGCCAACAGGCCCAACAUUUUGAGCAAAUGGGUUUCCAGAUUCCCGGAACGAUUAAAAAGCUCUAUGAGAAAUAUGCCACCCUGCAGUUUGUCUACAACAGUGUCAUAGCUGUGUGUCUCGAUUACAAUCGCAUCUUAUCGGCCCUAUCCGAGGAGGAGCGAAAACUCUUCAGGGCCCUCAUACAGUCAUGUGAUCGCAAAAUAGCUCCGGGCCUAUUCAAACUGACAUGGGGCGGCGAGUUAAGUGAUGCCUAUAUAGCCGAUUGUGCCAAGCACACCAAUCGCUUGCAGGAGUCUUUAGAUAUCUAUAAACGCGCCAACCGUCACAUUGCCAAGAUAUGCGAGCAAAUAUGCGAUACACCUUUGGUUAAGUUCACCCUACCCGGAGCCGUGGAGUUGUCUUCGUUCGAGGCAAAUGUCAAUGCUUACAAUCGACGAGCAACCAAUCAAAUUUUGAAUCUCUUCAACACGAUAAUCGAUUUGCUUUAUGCGGUCUUUAAGGAAUUUCAAAAUGUCAUUGAAGAUAUGACGGCAGAAUGGUAUAAGUAUGUACAUCGUUUCGAAGAUAUGCUGGCGGAGGCUUUGCUAAUUUGUGCUCGCAACUCUUUGAACAAUGUGUAUUUUGCUUUACGCUCGGAGGGCGACAUAAAUCCCGCUCCCAUAAUUAUUAUUUCCAUAGAUAUUCAAGACCAAAAGCUAAGUCUCAGUCCCACCAUGGCGACCAUUGAAACAUUAAUGAUGGGCAUGCUAAGUCGAAUUCACAGCAGCUUAGAAGCUAUACCGAGAAUAGCCCAGAAAUUGGAAAUGCCCCGUGAGCUUUGUCGACAACCCUUUGCUAAGCUAAUGAUGGAGGAUGCUAUCAUAGCCGAUAUCCAAGAGAAAAUUAGCAUCGAAGUUGAUUACAGCAAAGAGGAAAUCGAUAAAUUUGUGCACAAUUGGACAGGUUGCAGCGACAUUUGGGAGUGCAGCGAAGCGGCGUUUGUAAAGCGUAUUGAGGAUACCGACCAAACCGCCGACAUUUUUGAGGACAGCAUUGAAUCGUACAGCUCCCAGGCGGAGUUGAUCGCCAUGAAAGAUGCCAUUGUCAAUGUCUACUUUAUAAUGGUAAAUCAAACGGCCUUGAAAAACACCAUCAUGGAUUACAUAGAACGCUGGCAGCUAUUGAAUGUGAAGUUGCUUACGAAACGAGCAACUUCGCGGAUUAAAAGUGUCUAUCGCUAUGUCAAACGCAAUGAGAAACGAAUUAGUGUGGUACCACGAACAUUGAAAGAGGCCCGUGAAGCAACUGAACUAUUUAAUCGCCUGCGAACGGAAGCACCCUUAAAACAGGACGAAUUCCCCGAAAUUUUGGAACUUUUCAAAGUUUUAGACAAAUAUCAAAUCGACAUUGUGGAAAAUACCCGGUUAUUGGUGGUUAAUCUGCAGCCCACGUGGGAAACAUAUCUCAAGAAACUGGGAGAGGCCGGAGAAAUGUUGGACAACACCAAAGAGGAAUUCAAGGCGAAUCUGCUGCAACAAGCAGAUAAAUUCCGUGCCAUCAUGAAGGAGUUUCUGGCUGACUUUAUGCUUAAAUUACCCACCUCCUCACAAACAAAUCCCAAAAUAGCAUUGAAAUAUCUGAAAAUUAUAUCCGAUAAAGUGGCCGCUUGUUUCAAAUUCGAAGAAAGUCUUAUCAAUGAUUUGGCGAUUUUUCGCAUCAAUCAGCCGGAAAAUAUGGACCUGAAAAAAUUAGAUGGGGAAGUGAAAAUUGUGCAAAACAUUUGGGAACUCAUCUUGGAAUGGCAGAAUGCUUGGAAUGAGUGGCGUGUGGGCAAUUUUUGGAAAAUUAACAUUGACCUCAUGGAGGACACAGCCUUGGGUCUGUACAAGGAAUUUAGCGCCCUGAACAAGAAGUACUAUCCACGUAAUUGGGAUAUGCUGAUUACGACCACCAAGAAUUUGGAUAGUUUUCGCAGGACACUGCCCUUGAUAACGGCUCUGAAAAAUCCUUGUAUGCGCCCCAGGCAUUGGGAUCGCGUUAGGGAGCUGAUGCAAGUGGACUUCGAUGAAAAUUCGGAGAAAUUCACAUUGGAAUUAAUUAUCGCAUUGGAUUUUCAAGCCUAUUCCGAGGAUAUUCAAGACAUAUCGAAUGCCGCCACCAUGGAGUUGCAAAUCGAAAAUGGAAUUAAAAAUAUUGCCAGCAUUUGGCGGAAACAAGCCUUUGAAAUGACGCCAUACCGAGAUGGCAUCUACAAAAUCAAGAGCGUGGAUGAGUGCAGCCAACUGCUGGAGGAACAUAUGGUCCAGAUUUCAGCCAUGAAAUCCACCAGGUUUGUUGAACCUUUCGCCGCGGUGGUGGAUUAUUGGGAGAAAACCUUAUCCUACAUCUCGGAGACUUUGGAAAAAGCAUUGCAGGUGCAACGCCAGUGGUUGUAUCUGGAGAACAUAUUUUCGGGGGAAGACAUACGUAAACAACUACCAAGUGAGGCGACCCGGUUCGCUGCCAUAACCGAUGAAUUUUCACUGCUGUCGUCGAAAAUGUUUGAGGCCAAGACAGCUUUAAGAGCUACCCAUUUGAAGGCUCCUCCCUUUUUGCUCAACCGUUUUCAGAAAAUGGACGAACGUUUGGAGGCUAUACAGAGGGCAUUGGAAAUAUAUCUGGAACGGAAGAGGCAACUAUUUCCCCGUUUCUAUUUCAUUUCCAAUGACGAUCUUUUGGAAAUUCUGGGCAACAACAAGCGGCCGGAUUUGGUGCAAAUCCAUUUGAAAAAGCUAUUCGAUAACCUGGUUAAGCUGGAGUUGAGACGAGUUGGCAAGGCCAUGAAUCGCUGGCAAGCUCUGGGCAUGUAUUCAGACGACGGAGAGUAUGUGGAAUUCCUCCAUGUCAUUUACAUAGAUGGUCCCUCUGAGAAAUGGCUGACAAUGGUUCAGGAUUAUAUGUUUGCUGUAAUGCGGGAACAGUUGAAGCUGACCAGAGCCUCGCUGCGAAAGCUCGCAUCGAAUCGGGAGAAGUGGCUGUCGUUGUGGCCGGGCCAACUGGUUAAUACUACAUGUCUAAUCCAAUGGACCACGGAGUGUACGCGCAGCCUGGUCCACUGUAAAAUGGUCGAUCAAAAGAAACCCCUGCGCAAGCUGAAGCGCAAGCAGAGUAAAAAUCUGGGCAAACUCUCGGAGAUGUCUCGCAAAGAUUUGAAUAGGAUAAUGCGCCUCAAGGUGAACACUCUGAUCACGGUCGAAAUACAUGGACGAGAUGUCAUUGAGAGGAUGUACAAAACCAAUUGCAAGGAUGUGUCGCACUUUGAGUGGUUCUCCCAGCUGCGUUUCUAUUGGCAUCGUGAGUCGGAAUCGUGCGUCAUACGACAGACGAACACUGAGCACUGGUACGGAUAUGAGUACAUUGGCAAUUCAGGCCGAUUGGUGAUAACUCCUCUCACCGAUCGAUGCUACAUUACGCUGACAACGGCUUUGCAUUUGUAUCGUGGCGGCAGUCCCAAGGGACCUGCAGGCACUGGUAAAACGGAGACGGUAAAAGAUUUGGGGAAGGCCCUGGGUAUGUGGGUCAUUGUCACCAAUUGUUCGGAGGGCUUAGAUUUCAAAAGCAUUGGCAAGAAUUUUUCCGGUUUGGCUCAGACCGGUUCCUGGGGCUGUUUCGAUGAGUUCAAUCGCAUAAACAUCGAAGUGCUGUCAGUGGUGGCCCAACAAAUUAUGUCGAUUUUGUCGGCACUGUCUGCCAAACUGAGUGAAUUCGUCUUCGAGGGUCAAAAGAUAAAACUGGUUCCGACUGUGGGACUCUUUAUCACCAUGAAUCCGGGCUAUGCCGGCCGUACUGAGUUGCCUGACAAUUUGAAGUCCAUGUUUCGACCGAUUUCUAUGAUGGUGCCCGACAAUGUAAUUAUAGCCGAGAACACCCUGUAUUCUGACGGUUUCACCAACACCCGAAGUUUGGCCCGCAAGGUCUACACUCUGUACGAAUUGGCCAAGCAGCAGCUGUCCAAGCAAUACCACUAUGAUUUCGGUUUGCGUUCAAUGGUAGCUCUGCUGCGCUAUGCGGGACGCAAGAGACGUCAAUUGCCUCAUGCCAGCGAAGAGGAGGUGGUCUACUUGGCCAUGCGCGAUAUGAAUGUGGCCCGCUUGACGGCCAAUGAUUUGCCACUCUUCAAUGGCAUAAUGUCGGAUAUAUUCCCCGGAGUGGAAGUGCCCCUGAUAGACUACAGCGAUUUCCAAACAGCCAUUGAGGAUGAGCUGCUGGCAAACGGACUGCAAGUCAUACCAAGUGCUGUGAAGAAGGUAAUCGAGUUGUAUGAGACCAAGAAUUCGAGACACUCUACGAUGAUUAUUGGCGAUACUAACACGGCGAAGUCGGUUACUUGGAAAUGCUUGCAGGGUGCCUUCGGACGUAUGAAUUCCCAAAAGAAAACCGGUUGGCCGGCAGUGGCGGUACAUCCUGUCAAUCCCAAGGCUCUCAAUUUAGCCGAACUCUAUGGAGAGUACAACUUGGCGACGGGAGAAUGGUUGGAUGGUGUUCUAAGUUCGAUAAUGCGCAUCAUAUGCGCCGACGAAGAUCCAACUCAGAAGUGGCUGCUAUUCGAUGGUCCCGUUGAUGCUGUGUGGAUAGAAAAUAUGAAUUCCGUAAUGGAUGACAACAAGAUACUGACGCUGGUCAACAGUGAGCGCAUAACCAUGCCGGCCCAGGUGUCGUUGCUGUUCGAGGUGGCCGACCUGGCAGUGGCCUCACCUGCCACAGUGUCCCGCUGUGGUAUGGUCUACAAUGAUUAUCGUGAUUGGGGGUGGAGACCCUUUGUCGAGUCAUGGCUACAGCGACAGAAACCCCCCGAAUAUGUCAAGUAUAUCCGCCAGUACUUCGAUGAGUUCUUGGACAAAGUUCUGACAUUCAAGAACUCCGAGUGCAAGGAAAUUGUCAAGACCAACGAACUGAAUGUGGUGAUGUCGAUGUGUCACCUCCUCGAAGGAUUCGCCACCAAACAAAAUGGCAUUGUUGUGGGCAACGAAGAGUUGCUGGAGACCAUGUGUAAAUUAUGGUUCAUGUUCUGUUUGGUUUGGUCCGUCUGCGGCACUGUCGAUGAACGGGGACGCUUGCGGCAAGAUGCCUACAUAAGAGAGUUGGACAGCUGUUUCCCCAUCAAGGACACCAUUUAUGAUUAUUACGUUGAUCCAGUGCAGAGGUGUUUUCUGCCCUGGGAUAGCAAACUGUCCGACACAUGGAGAUUUAACGAAGAGGAACCGUUUUACAAAAUCAUUGUUCCCACCGUGGACACAGUUCGUUAUGAGUAUUUGGUUUCAAAACUUUUGCAAGACAAUCAUCCGGUACUGAUGGUUGGCAAUGUUGGCACGGGCAAAACCUCAACGGCCGUCAGUGUAAUGGAGUCCUGUGACAAGACAAAAUUUACUGUCCUCUCCAUCAAUAUAUCGGCCCAGACCACCGCUGCCGGUUUACAGGAAUCCAUUGAAAAUCGCACCGAGAAAAGAACAAAGACGCAUUUCGUUCCGAUUGGUGGCAAGAAAAUGAUCUGCUUUAUGGAUGACUUUAAUAUGCCCGCUAAGGAUGUGUACGGAUCACAGCCUCCAUUGGAGUUGAUACGGCAAUGGAUUGACUACAAAUACUGGUUCAAUCGAAGAAACCAGCAGAAGAUCUAUGUCACCAACACUCUGCUAAUGGCAGCCAUGGGUCCUCCUGGCGGUGGUCGCCAAGUGAUAUCGUCGCGCACCAUGAGUCGAUUUUUCCUUUUGAACAUGACCUUUCCCACCGAGGCUGUGAUAAUGCGUAUUUUCGGAACGAUGAUACGUCAGAAGUUGCAACCAUUCGCCAAUGAGGUGCGCGAACUGUGGCAUCGCAUCUCUGCGGCCACCAUCCACCUCUACAACGAUGUGGUCUCAAAAAUGCUACCCACUCCGAACAGGUCUCAUUAUCUGUUCAAUCUGCGUGAUAUAUCCAAGGUAUUCCAGGGUUUGCUACGAGCCAAUUCCGAGGUGCUGGUGAAGAAGGCCCAAUUUCUGAGGCUGUGGAUACACGAGUGUUUUCGGGUGUUCUGUGAUCGGCUGGUGGAUGACAACGACUACGAUUGGUUUGUCAACGAGAUUAAUGAUGUCCUGGGAAAACACAUGGAGGUCACCUUUCACAGUUUGUGCCCCAAUAAAGUUGUGCCGAUUUUCGGUGAGUUUAUGAGUAUGCAAGGCUUCUACGAGGACCUGAACGCAGACAACUUGCGUUCAUACAUCAAUGACCAGUUGAUGGAGUACAACAAUUUCCCUGGCAUGGCUCGCAUGAAUUUGGUCUUCUUCAAAGAGGCUAUCGAACAUGUCUGCCGGAUUGUCCGGGUCAUAUCACAACCCCGGGGCCAUGUUUUAAACAUUGGCAUUGGUGGUUCCGGUAGACAGGUAUUGGUCAAGUUGGCAGCCUUUAUUCUGGAGAUGGGUGUAUUUCAAAUUGAGGUGACUAAAAAGUACAAGACACAGGAAUUUAAGGAGGACCUGAAGAACCUAUACAAAGUGACUGGGGUGAAACAGAGGGCAACAGUUUUCAUCUUCAGCGGCGAGCAGGUGGUCGAAGAUACCUUCUUAGAAAUCCUCAAUAAUAUGCUGAGCACCGGCGAAAUAAAUCUCUUCAAGGCGGAUGAAUUUGAGGAACUAAAGACUGAAUUGGAAAGGCCGGCAAAGAAGGCGGGAAUCCAACUAACCACGGAAGCCUUGUACAAUUUCUUCAUGCAAAAUGUACGGGACAACAUGCAUAUUGCCCUGGCCAUGAGUCCCAUCGGGGAGGCUUUUCGAUCCUAUAUUCGCCAAUAUCCGGCCCUGAUUAACAACACCACACCGAAUUGGUUUAGAUUAUGGCCUCAGGAAGCAUUGUUGGAAGUCGCAGCCAAGUUCCUAUCAGAAUUCAAAAUUAACGUGCCAGUGCCCGGCAGAGAAGAUGAAAAACAUCGUGACAAUUUAGUAAUGAGCACCGAGGAGACACUGCAAAGGGAUGUGGCCUAUGCCUUUUCAGUCAUACACUCCAGCGUCACGGAAAUCUCUCAGAUGAUGCUCUUAGAGGUGAAACGGCAAAACUACGUGACGUCUUUAAAUUAUUUGCAGCUGGUAAGCGGUUUCAAGGAGCUUCUGCAAAGCAAGCGCUUUGAAAUAUCAUCCAGUGCCAACAAGUUACGCAAUGGCCUUUCGAAAAUAGCCGAAACUCAGGAAAAGGUGACUGUGAUGUCCGAAGAGCUGAAAGUGAGUUCGGAACAGGUGAAAAUGUUGGCGGUGGAGUGCGAAGAGUUCAUCGCCAUUAUUGAGGAGCAAAAGACGGAGGCGACAGAGCAAAAAGAGAAAGUGGAUGCCGAGGCAGUUAUCAUUCGACGUGAUGAGGUGAUCUGCUUAGAUUUGGCAGCCACCGCCAAGGCUGAUCUAGAUGUUGUUAUGCCAAUGGUGGAUGCCGCUGUCAAGGCUCUAGAUGCUCUCAACAAAAAAGAUGUGGCUGAGGUCAAGUCAUACGGACGUCCACCCAUGAAGAUCGAAAAGGUAAUGGAAGCUGUUCUGAUAUUAAUUGGCAAAGAACCUACAUGGGAGAAUGCGAAGAAGGUGUUGGGCGAAGCAACGUUUCUCAAUGAUCUCAAAAACUUUGAUCGCGACAAUAUAUCGGAUAAAACCUUGAAACGCAUUGCCUUGUAUACAAAAAAUCCCGAGUUGGAACCGGACAAGGUCGCCGUGGUGUCUUUAGCUUGCAAGUCUUUAAUGCAGUGGAUAAUAGCAAUUGAAAACUAUGGUAAAGUUUAUCGCAUAGUGGCGCCCAAGCAGGAGAAGUUGGAUAAUGCGAUGCGUUCGUUGGCAGAGAAGCAAGCACAGCUAGCUGCAGCCAGAAAGAAACUGGAGGAGUUAAACGCACAACUGGCCGAACUCUAUAGGAAGUUGAAAGAGAAAACAGAUCUUCUGAAUGAGCUUCGUUUGAAGGAGGAACGCCUGAGAAAACAACUGGAGAGAGCCAUCAUCUUGGUGGAAUCUCUGUCGGGUGAACGGGAGCGCUGGAUUGAAACAGUCGCCCAGCUGGAUAAACAAUUCGAAAAGCUGCCCGGGGAUUGUCUUAUAUCCACCGCCUUUAUGUCCUACUUGGGUCCAUUCGACACCAAAUAUCGUGAGAUUCUUUUGGAACGAUGGGCUCUGCUCAUCAAGGAAAAGUUAAUACCAGCCACCGAAGACCUGAAGAUCACGGGUUUUCUCUCCGAUGCAGUUACUAUUCGUGAGUGGAAUAUUCAGGGCUUGCCUGCUGAUGAUUUUAGCACCGAGAAUGGUGUCAUUGUGACUCGGGGCAGUCGUUGGCCUCUAAUUAUUGAUCCGCAAAUGCAAGCCAACUCUUGGAUAAAAAAUUACGAAGAGAAGAAUGAUUUGAAACUAAUCGAUUGCGGGCAAUUGGAUUAUUUGAAAACUCUGGAGUUGGCACUGCAGAAUGGCAAUCCAGUUCUACUGCAGAAUGUGGGUGAAAGCAUUGAUCAGUCCCUUAAUCCCAUAUUGCGCAAGAGCUAUACCCUGCAGGGUGGUCAGAAGCUAAUCAAAUUCAAUGACAAAUUUUCUACCUUCAAUGACAAUUUCCGACUGUACAUAACAACAAAAAUGACCAAUCCCCAUUACCCUCCGGAGAUAUCGUCGAAAACUACAAUUGUCAAUUUCGCCCUGAAGCAGGAUGGUUUGCAGACCCAGCUACUGGGUAUCAUAGUGCGCAAGGAGAAGCCGGCCUUGGAGGAGCAAAAGGACGAACUGGUGGUGACUAUAGCCCGCAACAAGAGAACUCUAAUAGAUUUGGACAAUGAAAUUUUGAGAUUGCUUAAUGAGAGUAGGGGAUCGCUGCUGGAAGACGACGAGCUGUUUGCCACAUUGCAGAAGUCUCGGCAAACCUCAACACUGGUCAAGGAGUCCCUGAGCACGGCCGAAGUGACUGAGAUUGAAAUAGACACGGCGCGUCAAGAGUAUCAACCUGCUGCCGAGCGAGCCUCAAUUUUGUUCUUCGUCCUCAUGGACAUGUCGAAGAUAGAUCCAAUGUACGUCUUCUCCCUGUCGGCCUAUAUACUGCUCUUCACGCAGUCCAUCGAGCGCAGUCCCAAGCAUCAGAUCGUCUUCGAACGUAUUAUGAAUAUCAAUGACUAUCACACCUAUGCGGUGUACAAAAACACCUGCCGUGGCCUCUUCGAGAAACACAAACUCUUGUUCUCAAUUCACAUGACCGCCCAAAUUUUGGCCAAUGCCGGGAGGUUGGUCGAAGCGGAAUAUGAAUUCAUUCUGAAGGGUGGCAUUGUUUUGGACAAACAAGGUCAGCCACCGAAUCCUGCUCCACAUUGGAUCAGUGAACAGGCGUGGGACAAUGUAACGGAAUUGGACAAAGUGGCUGGUUUCCAUGGCAUUAUCGAUUCUUUCGAGCAGAGUGCCAAACUGUGGCAGGUUUGGUAUGCCACGACAAAUCCCGAAGUGGAAGAUCUGGUCGGUGAAUGGAACGACAAACUUACAGACUUUCAGAAAAUUUGCGUGGUAAGAUGUCUUCGGCCCGAUCGCAUACAAUUUUGUCUGACCCAAUUUAUCGUCAAUUCCUUGGGAACACGGUUCGUGGAACCCCCAGUAUUGGAUUUGAAGGUUACAUUUGAAGAGUCCAUAGCACAGACGCCUCUAAUAUUUGUCUUAUCUCCGGGAGUGGAUCCCGCCCAAUCACUGCUCACAUUGGCCGAACAGGUGAAAAUGUCCGCCCGCAUGUUUUCGCUGAGCUUGGGUCAGGGACAAGCGCCAGUGGCAACCAAAUUGAUAAUGGACGGCAUCAGGGAUGGUAACUGGGUAUUUCUGGCCAAUUGCCACCUGUCCCUGAGCUGGAUGCCGACACUGGAUAAAAUUAUUGCCACCAUGCAGUCUAUGAAACUGCAUAAACGCUUUCGUUUGUGGCUAAGUUCGAGUCCACAUCCCGAAUUCCCCAUCUCCAUACUACAGUCCAGCAUUAAAAUGACCACAGAGCCACCCAGAGGCAUUAAGGCCAACAUGAAACGGCUAUACAAUAAUGUCAAUGAAGACAACUUCGAAAUGGCCAAUGACGCAUCGAAGUACAAGAGACUUCUGUUUUCGCUUUGUUUCUUUCACACAAUACUCCUGGAACGCAAGAAGUUCCUGCAGCUGGGCUGGAAUGUCAUUUAUAGUUUUAAUGAUUCGGAUUUUGAGGUUUCCGAGGUCUUGUUGCUGUUGUAUUUGAAUGAAUAUGAGAACACUCCGUGGGGAGCUUUGAAAUAUCUAAUUGCUGGCGUCAAUUAUGGUGGUCAUGUCACAGACGAUUGGGAUCGCAGGCUAUUGACCACCUACAUCAAUCAGUUCUAUUGCGACGACACAAUAAAUGUGUCCAAGCAUAGAUUAUCCUCUUUGCCCAAUUAUUUUAUACCACCGGAUGGUGAUGUUCAGUCGUAUCUGGAUCAAAUACAGCAAUUUCCUACAUUUGAUAGGCCUGAGGCCUUUGGACAACAUCCCAAUGCUGAUAUUGCUUCCCUGAUUGGAGAGACGCGUCUGCUGUUCGAAACCCUCAUCUCAAUGCAAGUCCAAUCCUCAGCAUCGGUGGGUGAGAGUAAAGAGCAAAAGGUGUUGCGUUUGGCCCACGACAUCGCUUCAAGUACUCCGGAUGAACUGAAUUACGAGCAAACCGCAAAACUAAUUGGCCUGAAGCGCACACCAUUGGAGGUGGUACUGCUGCAGGAGAUGGAACGUUACAAUGUCCUUUUGCGGAAUAUCAAAAUCCAUCUCAGGGAUUUGCAAAUGGGCAUAAAGGGGUUGGUGGUGAUGAGCACCGAUUUGGAAGACAUAUAUCAGGCGGUGUACGAGGGUCGGGUGCCUUUGGUGUGGUUAAAAAGUUAUCAGUCCACAAAGCCAUUGGCUUCGUGGUCCCGAGAUUUGGUCUUUCGCAUUGAACAUUUCGCCCAGUGGGCCAAGGUUCUGAAACCGCCAACGUUGUUUUGGUUGGCAGCCUACACCUUUCCCACGGGAUUCAUAACAGCAGUUCUGCAAACGUCAGCUCGCUCGAGUCGUACGCCCAUCGAUGAAUUGGGUUGGGAAUUUUUUGUUUUCGUAGAGGAAGACGCUGCAGCAGCUCGUAUAGUGCGCGAGGGUGGUGGUGUCUAUGUCCGUGGCUUGUUUUUGGAGGGUGCCGGUUGGCUGCGUAAGGGUCAGUGUUUAACCGAUCCUUUACCCAUGGAACUGGUCUACCCCAUGCCGGUCAUACAUUUCAAGCCAGUCGAACAAACGAAGAGGAGAACCAAAGGAAUCUACUCGUGUCCCGCCUACUAUUAUCCGGAACGGGCCGGUUCGUUUGUAAUAGCUGUUGACUUGAAAUCUGGAUCAGAAACUGCCGAUUACUGGAUUAAACGGGGCACAGCAUUGUUGUUGAGUUUGAGUACAUAAUUUUAAUUGAGGUUAAUUGUUUAAUAAAUGUUUGCGUUGAAUAUG
Molecule: messenger RNA, 13609 nt
Organism: Musca domestica (house fly)
Lineage: Eukaryota; Metazoa; Arthropoda; Insecta; Diptera; Muscidae
Gene: kl-2
Product: dynein axonemal heavy chain 2
Exons: 13
Coding region: 80-13564 (4494 amino acids)
Biological process (GO): microtubule-based movement
Cellular component (GO): dynein complex
Molecular function (GO): minus-end-directed microtubule motor activity; dynein light intermediate chain binding; dynein intermediate chain binding
Source: RefSeq, a predicted model, not a curated record